CCUCUUUUUCCCCUCUCCGAAAAAAAAGGAAGAAAGUUGAUGCAUAAAGAAUCUUGGAAAUAUGCAGAGAAGAUUCUAGAUGGUUCGAAUGGGGAUGUGGCAGUUGAUUCUUACCAUCUAUACAAGGAAGAUGUGAAGCUUCUAAAGAAAAUGGGAGCAGAUGCCUAUAGAUUCUCCAUAUCAUGGCCUAGGAUAUUGCCAGGUGGAUCAAUAAGUAAAGGUGUGAAUCAAGAUGGGAUCAAUUACUACAACAACCUUAUCAAUGAGCUUCUAGCUAAUGGAAUACAACCAUGGGUGACUCUUCUCCACUUAGACACUUCACAAGCUCUCCAAGAUGCCUAUGGUGGCUUUCUAAGCCCCCAAAUUGUGAAAGACUUCCAAGAUUUUGCAGAUCUAUUGUUCAGCCAGUUUGGGGACAGGGUGAAGCACUGGGUCACUAUAAACGAACCGUGGGGCCUGAGCUAUCUUGGCUACACACUCGGUGUUUUUGCACCGGGACGUUGCUCCAGCUGGAUUGAUGGCAGCUGCACGGGCGGUGACUCUGCCACCGAGCCCUAUGAGAUCACGCAUAACCAGCUUCUCUCUCACGCUGCUGUUGUGAAGCUGUACCGGGACAAAUACCAAGAACUGCAGAAAGGGGAGAUUGGAAUUGUAGUUAAUGCCUUUUGGUUUGUGCCUUAUGAUGACACUGAUGAAAGUGUCAAGGCUAGAGAUAGGGGGCUUGCUUUCAUGAUAGGAUGGAUCAUGGAUCCUGUAGUGUAUGGUAGGUAUCCAGAGAUCAUGAGAGAGAGAGUUGGAAACCGGCUGCCUAGAUUCAGUGAAGACGAAGCAGAGAUGGUGAAGGGAUCGUUCGAUUUCAUUGGACUGAAUUAUUACUCUGGGAAAUAUGCAGUUAGCACAGAUGAUGUUUAUCACCCUCCUAAUGAAGUGAGCUACCUCACUGAUUCUGGCUACAAUCCAGUAGGGGACAAAGACGGCAUACCUAUUGGGGAACAAUGGAGCAACCACAGUCAGUACAAUGUGUAUCCGAAGGGGCUCCGCCUCCUCCUCCAAUACAUAAAACUACAGUACAAGGAUCCUCUAAUCUACAUUACUGAGAAUGGGGUUGAAGAAGACAGGAAUGAUAAUGUGCCGAUAUCUGAGGCGCUCAAAGAUUACACGAGGAAGAAAUUCUUCUUCGAUCAUCUAUGCUGUCUGCGUGAAGCAAUUGACUUAGAUGGUGUUAAUGUGAAAGGAUUCUUCGCAUGGUCGUUGACAGAUAACUACGAAUGGGCUUCGGGCUAUUUGGUUCGUUAUGGGCUUAACUAUGUCGAUUAUACAGAUAAGCAUCUGCGGAGAUACCCCAAGCUCUCUGCACAAUGGCUCCGAAGCAUCUUUGGGCGUGGAGAUGAAAAACAUCAAGUUAGAGAAGUUUCUGAUCAUUAAGAUGGAAUGAGAGUCUAAUGCAGUACCAAUAUUGCAGUAUAUUUGAUUCAGUGUGUUGAAAAGCAGCAAUCAUGUACAACUGUUAUACAAUUUGCAGUAUAUUUGAUUCAGUGUGA
Salvia hispanica is the source of this 1541-nucleotide messenger RNA. NCBI's taxonomy places the organism in Eukaryota, Viridiplantae, Streptophyta, Magnoliopsida, Lamiales, Lamiaceae. The record is from RefSeq and is a predicted model, not a curated record.